UCUUUUUUUUCCUUUCAUACAUUCGCAUCAAACGACCGGCGCCGUGAAAGCCAAACGCGGAUACAAAGAACUAGAAAGAGAAGAGGAACGUGUAUAAAAACGAUUCGGAUAGCAACUGCAAGUCUGGAACACACCGUCGGACCGCAUUUCUAACCAGCUGUUCCAUAUAUGAAGUUUUUAUCCAGCGACGCAACCAGUCUUCUUGCAGACCAAUCGUUUUCUACUCUCGGCAGACGGAGCCGCGAAAAACAAAAUAAAGUCAAUUUUGCCUAAAGCUUUCGUCUCCGUAUCUAAAUGAGAUUUGGCAACCUCAUAUAUUGUUAGACUGCUACCAACAGUGUACCAACUUUCGGGUUUGCGAGAGAGACAAAAAAAAAGCCUCUAAUGUGGACAUGGUUUAGUGUAAACUGAAAAACCUUGGAAACGUCAUCGGCUCCGGACGACUUCCAAAAAGGAGGGGGGAGGGGGGGGGGGGGACUCGAAUUUCAGUUCAAAGACCUUGAGUCUUGAGGUAGGACGGACUGCAAGAUAUGCGCCACAUCGUCUUCUUCUUCAGCCAACAAGCCUGAGGCUAAUAUACUCUUUCAACCCUCUUGCCGCUCCUCCUCCUCCUCCUCCUCCUCCCCGUCUUUCCUGGCUGCUCUAACUCGGACCUCUUUUGCAAGUCAUUUGCUUCCCUCCACUCUCUUGUAGCCCGGACACAACAGCAGAACGUGCUCAUAGUGUCUGUGAAUCGUGAGACCAGAGCACAUGAGUUUUGGUGUGAUAAAUACUUGGUGUGGUACGUGAUGGCCGAUCCGGAGCAGCAGUCUCAGCCACUUCCACCGACGGCACCGAAAACCCGUCUCGGAUUGUCUCUCUCUGAACGGAUCAAAGUAAUCGAAGCGCGACAGAUGGGCAAAUCCAUGCGACAGAAUGUCGACUUGAUUUUAGUUGGCUGCUCAAUUUGGCUGUGGGAAAACGCAGAUACUCAACACGCUGACUCAAAAGGAUAGGUACAUUCGUGAGUGGGAGGUGAUGGGCCGUAUUAAUCCUUCCAUUGGGGCUCGGAAACGUUUCCGACACACACGUAAUGAACAGAUUAACCGCUCUGUUCACGAGUGGUACCAACAGCAGGCAGCAAAUGGUCUCCGGAUUACAGGCCCCAUGCUGCAAAAACAAGCCAGACACUACGCAGCACAUUUAGGAAUUAUCAAUUUUGCAGCUAGCAACGGAUGGUUAGCUAAUUUUAGAAGAUUCUACAAUAUCAUCAGUUGCUCCCCGCAUCCACGGAAGCGGAAACUGGCAGCCGUCCUCCAGCCAGAAAGCAACGAGGAAGAUGCUGACCCACAAGCCAGCACUUCAAAGUGUCAGCUUGAUGCAGAAUUCGUACAAGUUGGAUGUGACGAAGUUCUUAAAAGAUCUCCGCAGUUGCCGUCUGAAAAUUUGACCGAAAAGGACCCGUUAUUAGAAGAGAACCAAGCAGAUAUACCGACGAUGAGACGCAUAAAAUUAGAACCUGCAUCUGAAGAUGAAGAACAACUUAGCAAUUGUCCACCUAGAGACAAAUUUCUAGACGAGCCUUUAGAAUGUUCAAAUCGGCCACAAAAUUUAGUCAUGGAUGAAGAUAGUUCGUUAAGAAAUUCUGAGGAGUCUCCCCAUAUUUCAACUAGCAAGCCAAAGGUCCCUUCAACAACCACCAUAAAUCAUCGAAAACGCCGCCUUCUUCACAGAGAACAUACCGAAAGAGCACCAUCUCCCCGAGACGUAGGACAUAGUAGAAUUGUUGAAGCCAAUCAAGCUUUCGGCAUGGUAGAAGAAAGACGGCUACCGAGACUUGAUCCAAUAUCUCCAUUAAAAGUCUACUCAGCUGAACUACAGAAUCUUGCCCGGGCCAAGGGCUUGCUUACUGUUUCGAUGAAAGACGAAUGUGGCAGCGAAUGGGUAGAAAUUCGUCAGUCUGUCGCAUUUUAUCGAGUUCCAAAUCACGGCUAUCCGACUCACUUGUCACGGCUCGUUGUUGAUUCUAGUCUUCAAUAUUACCUCGAAGUGCUUGGACAGUGUGUCCAAAAAGGAUCUCUAAUAUUUAAGGAGGCCAGCUAUAGUUUUAAUUAUUCUGAAGCCGCUUCGAUUCUAGAUGCUCUGAACGGCGGACAUACGGUCUGUGAUGGAAUCGAAUUUUUGUCAAACAGAGUUACUGAUUUGCAUAUGAAGAACGUUCAAGAACUCGGACAUUCGGAGAACAUGUAUGCAACAUUACCUGACCAACGAUUUCGAUCGAUCGAUUGUAGCAUAUGGAUUGACAGUCGCAUCGGUGUGAAAUGUUUAGCGUGCAAACUAGCGAGCAGCAAUUUUAUUGCCAAUACGCCAAUGGAUCUACGUUGCCCAUCCGUUUUCAAUUCGUGAUCCAUUAUAUGUGUUGGUAGUUGAAUUCUUAAAAAUUAUAGUUAUUGAAUAAUUAACUGUGAUGGCUGCUUGUGUAAUAGACUAAUGUCAGAUUUGUUUUUUUAUAAACCUGACAGUGAUUUGCCGUUAGAAAAAAUUCAGCUCAUUGUUGUUUACUUGAUUAUUUUGAUAAAGAAGGCAUCAAGGGUUUUGUAACUCAGAAAUCUAUCACAAUUCUAGAUCUGCAUUAAAUAAAAAUUCUUUUUUGCUUCAAAAU
Daphnia carinata is the source of this 2641-nucleotide messenger RNA. RefSeq lists its product as uncharacterized. Bases 1018 to 2385 code for a protein of 455 amino acids. NCBI's taxonomy places the organism in Eukaryota, Metazoa, Arthropoda, Branchiopoda, Diplostraca, Daphniidae. Gene Ontology annotation, cellular component: nucleus. Gene Ontology annotation, molecular function: DNA binding. The transcript has 7 exons. The record is from RefSeq and is a predicted model, not a curated record.